Messenger RNA from Closterium sp. Naga37s-1, 2703 nucleotides. The record is from the annotation of a GenBank genome assembly. Lineage: Eukaryota; Viridiplantae; Streptophyta; Zygnematophyceae; Desmidiales; Closteriaceae.
AUGGGCUCAUCACCCAGCAAUCCCCCCCCAGAUGAACCGUCGCCUUUGCAGGCACACGGUGGAGGUUUCCCCGGCGCAAUCCUUCCCCACCAACAUCUGGUUGCCGCUCACGAUGACGCCCUCCCCACUGGGAUGGAGGUAGUUGGAGUUGGGGUUGACAGAAUGAUGAGUGAGGAUGAGGCUGCACUUAUCUCUCAUACCCCCCUUCCCACCACUGCGUGCAGCCCCACCCCGCCCCCGACAGCUCAGCUGAGAGGGCUGGAGGGUGAGUUGAGGCCGGUGCGACAACCACAUGCAACCCAGCCACAUGGGCCGGCGGUGCUUCACUCAUCUCUCGCUGGACCAGGUCACCCUCCCUCCCUUACAGACCUGGAGGCGUCGGAGCCCUCAUCGGGCUUGGGGGCGGCUGUAUCUGACUUGCUGGCGAUACAGAACACUGGCAUACCCCUCCCUACUCCCACCCCCCCGGCCCCAGUGGUACACGCCCACGAAGCCCCCCUCAUGGACCUCCCUCUUGCAGCCCCCAUCCUGCAGGAACCGUUUCACCCUUCUCCGAUGGAGACCGAUAUGAUCUUCAGACCGUGCGCCUCUGAUGCAGAUGUAGGUGCACCACUCCUGCCUGCCUCUCCCCACCCAUCCCCAUCACCAGCCCCACCUAUCACCACGGCAGAUAGUUCCGAGGGCACGGCCACGGCCGACCCCACCGACACAGCGACGUCACCAGACGAGGUCGUGAGGUGCCCCACAUGCCUGAGCUCCCUCGCGAACCGCCGAGCACUCCGACACCACAUGCCAUUCUGCCACCCUGCCGACGCAGCUCGCAGGGCGCAGGCCCUCCGCGACAGGGCCUCAGCUCUACCUUCCCUAGCAGAGCCCCGAGCCCAGGGGAUGCAGUUCACAGAUGCACAGUGGCGGUCGCUUGACUCCGUCCGGUGGUCGGAGUACUUUGCCCCGGAGCGCAUUCAUGCCCGUCCUCUUCGGCGUAUCCCCCCGAGGGUCCGUGGUGGGUAUCUAGACAUCCUCUGCGCCAUCUUAGCGCGGGUCUCCCAGGACCCAGAGGCACCAGGCCCUACUCUCCUCUUGGCGGCGGCACCGACGCUCCUACUGGCUCCGGCGACACCGCCAGAGCGUUCAAACACGGCCGCCAUUGCAGCGCGCAUCAUCCGUUUUGGACGAGGUGAGUGGGACGAGCUCAUCUCUGAGGCCCUACAUCGACGUACCCCCCUUCCUCUACGAGCAGCACGACACGCUCGCGCCACCACCUCCUCCCCCACACCGGAUGACCGUCGCAUUGCCCGCUGCCUACGUCUGGCGGCUUGCAAUGAGACCUCGCGGGCCUGCGCGGCCCUGGAGUCGGCAGAGGCGGCACCUGACACGGAGAGUUUCGCGGUGAAGGUGGAGGACACCACCUUGAUUCUGCACUUGGAGGCAGCUAGAGCGCGACUGCAGGGACUCUUGGGGACGGGGGACGGGGUACCGGGACAGUCACGGGCACCGUGGGGACAGCAGCAGCAGCAGGGUGGGCUCGGUCAAGGGGCUGGUGGGCAGGAGGGCCGAGAGGGGCAGGAUGGGCUGGCUAGUGGGGGAGAGGAGGGGGGACAGCAGCAGCAGCGGCAGCAGCAGCAGCAGCAGCAACAGCAGCAGCAACAGCAGCAGCUAGGCCAGCAGGGGCAGGAGGGGCAGACCCGUAGGGGUGAGGAGAGGGGACAGCAUGGACAGCAGCAGCAGGGCCAGCAGGGGCAGGAGGGGCUGGCUAGUGGGGGAGAGGAGAGUGGACAGCAGCAGCAGCAGCAGCAACAGCAGGGCCAGGAGGGGCAGCGGCAGCAGGUUUGUAGGGGAGAGGAGAGAGGGCAACAGCGGCAGCACCAGGAAGGUCAGCAGGGUCAACAGGGGCGGCAGCAGGGGGGUCAGCAUGGGCAGCGGCGUGUGGGUCAGCAGGGGCAGGCUGGCUGGGAGGAGGAGAGGAGACAGCAACAGCAGCGACGACAGCAGGAGGGCCAGCAGGGGCAGGAGGGGCAGACCAGUAUGGGAGAGGAGAGAGGACAGCAAGAGCAGCAGCAAGAGGGUCAGCAGGGGCAGCAGCAGGAAGUUCAACAGGGGCGACAACAGGAGGGUCAGUGGGGCCAGGCUACUAGGGGAGAGGAGAGAGGACAGCAGCGGCAGCAACAGCAGCGGCAGGAGCAGCAGCUACAGCAGCAGCAGCAGCAGCAGCAGCAGCAGCAGAAGCGGCAGCAACAGCAACAGCAUGGCCAGCAAUGGCAGGAGGGGCAGGUUGGUGGAGGAGAGGAGAGAGGACAGCACAGCCAGCAACAGGAGGUUCAGCAGGGGCAGGAGAGGCCGGCGAGUGGGGUAGAGGAGAGGGGACAGCAGGGGCAACAGCGGGAUGGCCAGCAAGGGCAGGUCGGGCUCCGGGUCCAGGGGGCGACCCAGCCCUUGGGUGCGGGCUGGUUCGGGGAGAGAGGGAGAGAGGAGGUGGCUGGGGACACGACGGCGGGAGCGCAGGGGUUAGGAGGGGAGGGUAUGGAGGGGGGGAUAGUGCGAGGGUGCUGCGGGGUUUGGGGUUGGGGAGAGGAGAUGGGAGGAGGCAGGUGGGUGGGGGAGAGCAUAGAGAGGCAGAGACGACAAGGGAGGAGGCACAGAGGGACCAGGCACAGCAGCAGCCAGUACAGCAGCAAAGGCAGGCUGGACGCACAGGCCGCAUAG